ACGUCAUACAAAAAUACAAUCCUGACUGUACAUCCGCACUAUAUAUUAAGUAGCCUCCCUCCACUGCCGCCCUCAACUCUCAUACUCCCAUACCAACUCCCACAGCUCUGUCUCUGUUGCCUGAAUUUGUGUAAUUGUCUUGAUCGAACUCUGCAGAGGGACAAUGGGCAGGGAAGAGAGAGCAGAAUCCUCAAUCAUGGCACUAAAGAAGAAGGACAAGGUUUCCAUAAUCAAUCGUGUUAAGAAGAAGCCUCGCAGGUCAUCUUCGCGUAAGAGUAGUCUCCAGAAGGUAAAAAGGGGGACUUUGAAGCGGAUUCAAGAUGAGAUGGCAGAGGUGAGGGUAGAGACUAAUUCCGUGAAAGAGUGCCAAGAGACGAUCCUGACGGAGUUGGAUGAUCUCAGAUCUGAUAUCGCUCAUACCAGGGAGGUCAAUAAGCAUGUGAUCAGGCACAACACCCUCACCCACCAGUUGCUCGAUCUUAUGCUUGCUAGGAUCAUUACUGGUUCGGGAACUGUGCCAUAGCAUGGAUCAAGUCUCCUGUGAUUCAAGGAAGACCAACACAACUGAUACACGUCUUGUGACCACCUUCAUACCAUUGUGUUUUUAUAGUGUUUUUCAGUUUUUGUAUAUUACGUACCUGUUCUAAAUUCUAUUGCAUCCAGGCUUUAUUAAUACGCCUAAACAUCAUGUUAACAUUCGUAAUAACAUUGUACUUUUAUGAUGUAAUGAUUGUUCUGACCAUGUUGUAGUGUAUUUCAAUCUUUCUAUAUUAAACCUGUCUAUUUUGGGGCUUGUAUA
Messenger RNA from Tripterygium wilfordii, 799 nucleotides. RefSeq lists its product as uncharacterized. The coding region runs from base 164 to 523 and encodes 119 amino acids. NCBI's taxonomy places the organism in Eukaryota, Viridiplantae, Streptophyta, Magnoliopsida, Celastrales, Celastraceae. The record is from RefSeq and is a predicted model, not a curated record. The transcript has 4 exons.